AUGGCUGCUCCUCAGGCGCGACUGCUCCUGUUACAUUUCCUGUUUCUCUCAGCUCUUCUCACUCUCUUCCACGGGCCAUCUCGAGCGGAUUUAUUAAAAGCCACCAGAGAUCCCCUUCAUUCCGUUCCAGCAGCCGUUGAUACUGACACCCCUCGCCCAUCUGAUGGCGUUGCGACUAGCACCGCGUCCUCCCCACCACCUGCUCCCUCCGCCCGCGCUGCCGCUCCAUCCGCUAAGCCUAGCUCGGCGUGGGAGCGCGCGAUAGCAGCGCUGAAGCCCGCGAUGUACGGCGCGGUGGCCGCAAUGUCCGUCGACGCGGAGAGCGAUGUGCCGACUGAUGCGCUCCGCCCCCUGCUGGCGCCCGACGUGGUCGUCACGGCCAAGGUCCGCCUGCUGAACGCGGCGAAUCUUACCUCCUCCGGGAUAGUUUGGCAAGGGCUGACCUGUCCUUCGAAUGGCACGCUGAAGCCGCCCUCUCCUACCGCCGCGCUGCUGUACCUGCGGUUCGAGCAGCGCGCCGAGUCGCAGAACUCGGCGACGCCUCUGACGUCGCGCACGUGGCCUUUCUCCGGCUCGGCGCAGCCCUCGCCCGUCUACGCCGCUCCGCUCGCGUUCCUCUCGCCCAUCGUCUCCUUCCGCCUCUACCCCGCUAGUGGCAGCAACACGGCGCUGAUCAUGGGGAUAGGCAUUGGCGUGGGCCUCGCGGUGUUGCUCUUGGCUGGCAUUGUGGCGGCGCUCGUCUAUAUCUGGACGGUCAGGCGGAAAAAGAAUGCGCAAUCACAGCCUGAGGGGAAGACCCGCAGAGUCAACGGGUUCCGCCUUUCCGCCUACGCGGAAGCCGCGUCGGAAAGCGGAAGACCAGCAGGCGGAUCCGCGGGGCAGGCGAGCGGAAGAGCGGGAUCCGCGGGCAGGGGGGACUCGUCGAGCGGGGAAUUCGUGGACACGCGCAUUCAUUGGAGCUCCCCGGACGAGGGUUGGGUGGGCGGCAACAGCAGCGGGUUCAGUUCUGAAGAGGAGAUCGAGGCGCGGUCGAACGACGCGGGGCUGCGCACCGCGAUGAGCCGCGAUAUGCAGCUGCUGAUUAUGUCCAACUCCAACAACCACUACACCGUGCUGGGUGUGUCUCCCCUGGCGGACACGGACGACGUGAAGGCAGCGUACCGGCGGCUGUCGAAGCGGUUCCACCCCGACACGACGCGGCUGCCGCUGGCGCUGGCGGAGCAGCAGUUCGUGCGGCUGAACCAGGCGUACGAGGUGCUCUCCAGCUCCGAGGACCGCCGCCUCUACGACUGGAAGCUAGCACAAGAAGCAUCUGAUGCGCGUGGCGGGCGGUUUGUGUGGCCGUAUGAGGUGGACCGCACCCAGAGAGGAAUGGGCUCACGGGACCCUCCCUCCCCUGUGGGCAGGAGAGGCCCUGGGGAGGAUGAGAAUGACGUUCCACUUUCAGAUGGCUCGAUCACAGCGCUUGCAUUUGAUGCAUUCGCUGUGCUGAUUGCGGUUGCUUGUAUUUGUUAUGCAGCCUUUUUCAAGGGGAACUGA
This is a messenger RNA of Closterium sp. Naga37s-1, 1539 nucleotides long. NCBI's taxonomy places the organism in Eukaryota, Viridiplantae, Streptophyta, Zygnematophyceae, Desmidiales, Closteriaceae. The record is from the annotation of a GenBank genome assembly.